AUGGCGACCGUUUCGCAUUCGCUACUGGUGCUUCUGCUCUCGCUCCUCUUCUCGAUAUGCUACACCGCUCCAACGAGCGCUGUCACUCCUACUGUGACUGUUGACUCGGGCCUAGUGGUAGGAACAGCCACUUCGCUCAGCGGUGCCAGUGUUUCGGUCACAAAGUACCUGGGAAUUCCAUUUGCGGCAUCGCCUACCAGAUUCGCGCCAGCCUCUCGCCCGACUUCCUGGCAAAAACCACUCAACGCGACAAAGUACGGCCCAGCAUGUGUCCAGCAGUUCAACUACCCAGAAACGAACCGCAAUCGUACUAUUGCCUUCUUCAACACACCUCCACCACCUGCAGGAGAGAGCGAGGACUGUCUCAACUUGAACGUCUACGUCCCAGGCACGCCGGGAAAGAACAAGACUGUCAUGGUCUGGAUCUAUGGCGGCUCUUUGACAUUUGGCUCCAACUCUCAACUAGCUUAUGAUGGGACAGGCUUUGCGGCCAAUCAGGAUGUCAUCAUCGUCUCUAUCAACUACAGAACUAAUGUCUUUGGGUUUCCAAACUCCCCAGAACUUCCGCUCGAGAAGAGGAAUCUCGGAUAUCUCGAUCAACGCUUCGCUCUGGACUGGGUCCAACGGAACAUCGGCGCCUUCGGCGGCGACCCCCAAAAGGUGACGGUUUUCGGGGAAAGCGCUGGCGCAGCCAGCGUGGAUACACUGGUAACGACUUAUCCGAAGAACCCACCGUUCCGUGCAGCGAUCAUGCAAUCAGGCCAGACAACCCUCUACACGAAUGUCAACAAUGCACCAACAUCGUGGCUCGCACUCGCAGCCGCAUUGAAUUGCACGCAGUCGCACCCGCAGAGCAACCUAUCGUGUGUGCGCUCGUUCCCCGCCACUGUGGUGAAGUCGACCAUCGAACACCUCGCCAUCCCUUUCACGCCAGUCAGCGACAAUGUCACAAAUCUCCGCUACCCAGCCGCCGCACGCGCCAACGGAACUGUCGCACCCGUGCCCAUCCUCACAGGAAACAAUGCGGAUGAGGGCAGCAUCUUCAUCUCCGCGGCCGGCAGCAACGCUUCGCAGUAUCUAUCUGCAUUGAUCCCAAACCAGCCGGCGCUAGUCACCAGUAUCCUCAGCGCGUACCCCAACACUACCACCCAGCUAUCGGAUAUCCUCACCGACUCCAUCUUCCAGUGCCCGGCGGGCAUCGCUGCCAACGACACCGUCACAGGCGGCAACUUGGCUUGGCGCUACUAUUUCAACGCCAGUUUCCCGAACACCCAGCUCGUCCCAGGCCUCGGCGUCUACCACUCCAGCGAGAUCCCCAUUGUCUGGGGCACGUAUCCGCGUCCGAACGCUACGGAAGGGGAAGCCAAACUGAGUGCCGCCAUGCAGGCUUCGUGGGCGAAUUUUGCGAAGGCGCCGAAACAGGGUCCCGGCUUCGCAAAUGUCCCGACUGUUGGCGUCUGGGGCAAUGGUGUGGGUUUGAAGGGCGAUGGGUCCGGGAAGUUGAAUUCUACGGUCCAGAGUGCUGUCCUCGAUCGUAGAUGCCCGUUGUGGCGUCCUUUGUAUGUCGCGCAGGGCCUGGCUAAUCCCAGUUAG
This is a messenger RNA of Exophiala aquamarina CBS 119918, 1593 nucleotides long. RefSeq lists its product as uncharacterized. The record is from RefSeq and is a predicted model, not a curated record. The transcript has 4 exons. Lineage: Eukaryota; Fungi; Ascomycota; Eurotiomycetes; Chaetothyriales; Herpotrichiellaceae. The coding region runs from base 1 to 1593 and encodes 530 amino acids.